This is a messenger RNA of Closterium sp. NIES-65, 1818 nucleotides long. The record is from the annotation of a GenBank genome assembly. Lineage: Eukaryota; Viridiplantae; Streptophyta; Zygnematophyceae; Desmidiales; Closteriaceae.
AUGUCGCCUCAACAAAGUACGCUACAGAAGAAAUCACACCCCACACAGACUGGGGCCGCACCGCACCGCAGUCAACAAAACCCCGAGAUCCUGAUCAGCAUCACCCCAAUGGGAUGUGCCAUGCCUUCUCUCCAACAGCCAACCCCCUCUAAGCCUCCACACCCCUCCCUCUCACCUGCUGUUCACCACCCUGUUUUGAGACGUCUCAAAACCCCCUCCACCCCUCCACGCCCCUCCCUCUCACCUGCUGUUCACCACCCUGUUUUGAGACGUCUCAAAACCCCCUCUACCCCUCCACGCCCCUCCCUCUCACCUGCUGUUCACCACCCUGUUUUGAGACGUCUCAAAACCCCCUCUACCCCUCCACGCCCCUCCCUCUCACCUGCUGUUCACCACCCUGUUUUGAGACGUCUCAAAACCCCCUCUACACCUCCACGCCCCUCCCUCUCACCUGCUGUUCACCACCCUGUUUUGAGACGUCUCAAAACCCCCUCUACCCCUCCACGCCCCUCCCUCUCACCUGCUGUUCACCACCCUGUUUUGAGACGUCUCAAAACCCCCUCUACCCCUCCACGCCCCUCCCUCUCACCUGCUGUUCACCACCCUGUUUUGAGACGUCUCAAAACCCCCUCUACCCCUCCACGCCCCUCCCUCUCACCUGCUGUUCACCACCCUGUUUUGAGACGUCUCAAAACCCCCUCUACCCCUCCACGCCCCUCCCUCUCACCUGCUGUUCACCACCCUGUUUUGAGACGUCUCAAAACUCCCUCUACCCCUCCACGCCCCUCCCUCUCACCUGCUGUUCACCACCCUGUUUUGAGACGUCUCAAAACCCCCUCUACCCCUCCACGCCCCUCCCUCUCACCUGCUGUUCACCACCCUGUUUUGAGACGUCUCAAAACCCCCUCUACCCCUCCACGCCCCUCCCUCUCACCUGCUGUUCACCACCCUGUUUUGAGACGUCUCAAAACCCCCUCUACACCUCCACGCCCCUCCCUCUCACCUGCUGUUCACCACCCUGUUUUGAGACGUCUCAAAACCCCCUCUACCCCUCCACGCCCCUCCCUCUCACCUGCUGUUCACCGCCCUGUUUUGAGACGUCUCAAAACCCCCUCUACCCCUCCACGCCCCUCCCUCUCACCUGCUGUUCACCACCCUGUUUUGAGACGUCUCAAAACCCCCUCUACCCCUCCACGCCCCUCUCACCUGCUGUUCACCACCCUACGUCUCAAAACCCCCUCUACCCCUCCACGCCCCUCCCUCUCACCUGCUGUUCACCACCCUGUUUUGAGACGUCUCAAAACCCCCUCUACCCCUCCACGCCCCUCCCUCUCACCUGCUGUUCACCACCCUGUUUUGAGACGUCUCAAAACCCCCUCUACCCCUCCACGCCCCUCCCUCUCACCUGCCGUUGACCACCCUGUUUUGAGACGUCUCAAAACCCCCUCUACCCCUCCACGCCCCUCCCUCUCACCUGCUGUUCACCACCCUGUUUUGAGACGUCUCAAAACCCCCUCUACCCCUCCACGCCCCUCCCUCUCACCUGCUGUUCACCACCCUGUUUUGAGACGUCUCAAAACCCCCUCUACCCCUCCACGCCCCUCCCUCUCACCUGCUGUUCACCACCCUGUUUUGAGACGUCUCAAAACCCCCUCUACCCCUCCACGCCCCUCCCUCUCACCUGCCGUUGACCACCCUAUUCGCCUCCAGCAUGCCGCACAGCUUCACGCCAACCGGGCUGCAAGGCAAGGCCCUCCCUCCCCUUCUCUCCAACCUCCAACCCCCUCUACCCCUCCCAGUUCCCUUCUCUCACCUUGA